AUGAGUACACCAGCGGAUCAUACGCCGCUAGCUAAACCGCCCAAGAUUCCUGCAGUCCCGAGUCCUAGUGCUAGUGUCCUCGUCAUCUCCCCUACAAACCAAAUUCUCCUCCUCCACCGGGUCCGCACAUCCUCCUCCUUUGCCUCGGCGCACGUCUUCCCCGGCGGCGCGCUCUCUUCUACGCACGAUGGUACUAUACCCGGCGUUGACGACCCGAUGAGGCAUCAAGACGGGCCUGCAUAUCGAAUGGCAGCGAUACGGGAGACAUUCGAAGAAUCCGGGAUCCUCCUAGCCAAGAGCAAGAAAACCGGGCGUCUGUACACCGAGAUCUCCGACGAGGAACGAGAAGAAGGGCGACGAGGUGUCCAUUCCGGAAAAGUGAAGUUUGUGGAGUUGUUGGAAAGAUGGGGUGCGGAACCAGAUGUAGCGGCACUGAUACCAUUUACCCGCUGGAUCACCCCUCCGAAUGUACCCAGGCGGUUUUCGACACAAAUGUACAUCUAUUUCAUUCCCCUAGGCUCCCUUUCCCCUACGAAAAGCAGAUCAUCUGGAACACCCCCAGGGUCGGGGUUAGAAGAGGAAGAAGAGAUUUUCAUUCCCAACCCAACGCACGAUGGCGGGAUCGAGCAUACAGCAGCGCGGUUUCUGCCACCAAAUAAAUGGAUAGAUUUGGCGCGACAGAACCGGAUUAUCUUAUUCCCGCCGCAAUUCUUCCUCACCCUCAUGUUAGCCCCGUAUCUCGCGAGCACGGUCACAAGUCCGAGUUCUCCGAUCCCAAGCACGCAGGAACUCCAGCUCGAGCGUGAAAGACUUCUCGAUUUUCUCUGCACACCACGCGUUUAUGAGGGGAAGGAGGAAGUUAGUUUCGCGGAGGCAUGUAUAUCACCCCUCGUAUUAGGAAAGGGAAAGUACGGCGACUUGCAGCAGGAUGGUGUUGGGGGCGUGGGUAUGGAUACGGCUGUUCUGACACUGGACAAACCCGGAGAGGAGGUGGAGAAGCAGGGGAAGGAGCGGAGAGGAAUUAAGGAGUGGAUUAUCACGACGAGGUUUAAGGGUGGGGGAACGAGGAAUGUGGCUGUGUGGCGGAGGGAGGAGGUACUUGGGAGUUUGAAAGAAAAAUUAUAG
Molecule: messenger RNA, 1125 nt
Organism: Lindgomyces ingoldianus
Lineage: Eukaryota; Fungi; Ascomycota; Dothideomycetes; Pleosporales; Lindgomycetaceae
Exons: 2
Coding region: 1-1125 (374 amino acids)
Cellular component (GO): mitochondrion
Molecular function (GO): hydrolase activity, acting on acid anhydrides, in phosphorus-containing anhydrides
Source: RefSeq, a predicted model, not a curated record